Saccharomyces paradoxus is the source of this 153-nucleotide messenger RNA. It is a transcript of the gene TOM5, whose product is annotated as Tom5p. The transcript has a single exon. Gene Ontology annotation, molecular function: transmembrane protein transporter activity. The record is from RefSeq and is a predicted model, not a curated record. Gene Ontology annotation, cellular component: mitochondrial outer membrane translocase complex; mitochondrial outer membrane. Lineage: Eukaryota; Fungi; Ascomycota; Saccharomycetes; Saccharomycetales; Saccharomycetaceae. Bases 1 to 153 code for a protein of 50 amino acids.
AUGUUUGGUCUACCUCAACAGGAAGUCUCCGAACAGGAGAAAAGAGCUCAUCAAGAACAAACUGAGAAAACCUUGAAACAGGCCGCUUACGUGGCUGCGUUUCUUUGGGUUUCCCCAAUGAUCUGGCAUUUGGUGAAAAAGCAAUGGAAAUAA